This is a messenger RNA of Myotis davidii, 1731 nucleotides long. It is a transcript of the gene MICALL2, whose product is annotated as MICAL-like 2. The annotation marks the transcript as partial. Lineage: Eukaryota; Metazoa; Chordata; Mammalia; Chiroptera; Vespertilionidae. Gene Ontology annotation, molecular function: protein binding. The record is from RefSeq and is a predicted model, not a curated record. The transcript is spliced from 12 exons.
AUGUGGGGGUGCUGCGGCGACCACAUUCCUUCCCCGGCAAACCGCACACGCGCCUCAGUUUCCCCGUUCGGGCAGGCUGACCCCCGAGGCCCCCAGCCCUGCCUCCCGGGUCUGAGCUGCUUUGCACCGUUACCUCCUAGAGACUUCGACGCGCUCAGGAAGGAGAACGUCUACGAGAACAACCAGCUGGCCUUCCGCGUGGCCGAGGAGCAGCUGGGCAUCCCGGCCCUGCUGGAGGCCGAGGACAUGGUGGCUCUGAAGGUGCCGGACCGGCUGAGCAUCCUGACCUACGUGUCGCAGUAUUACAACUACUUCCACGGCCGCUCGCCCAUUGGGGGCAUGGCCGGCGUGAAGAGGUCCCCGUCCGAGGCUGAGGAGGAGCCGUCCGGGAAGAAGGCCUCGCCCACGCCCGCCCGGGGGCUGCCGCUGUCUCCGGUCAGCACAAACACCAUGGUCCAGCGGAAGGACAGGGGUGCAGAGGGCCCCCCGCUGAAGGCUGUAAGCGCCAGCCCUGCCCGCCCUCUGGUUCUGGGCUCCUGUGGGGUCUGCGGCCGGCACGUGCACCUCGUGCAGCGGCACCUGGUGGACGGGAAGCUGUACCAUCGCAGCUGCUUCAGGUGGGGCCUGUGGGGGGGCCACGGCAGCGGCGCUGCGUCCGGAGCCCCCAGCACUGGGCUGGCCAGCAGGGCCCCAGCCGCAGCUGACGCGCCCUCCGAGGCCGACCGCAGGGAGCAAGCGCUGAGCUGUCUCCGGAAGGCCCUUCCCGGGUUCGGGGGCGCUCAGGCGCCAGGCAGGCUCUCCCCAGCCACUGCCUCUGCUUCCAACGGCCUUCCCAGAGCCGAAGGGCCACGAGCAGGUCCAUCGGCCAAGCUGCCACAGCCAGCGUCUCCCCCGGCCCUCAGCCCCCCGGCAAGGACUGAGCUGGCAGCCCCCCCGAGCGUGGGCACCACCGCACGGGCAUCCACGUCGCCCCAGGCGGGCAGGACGAGCUCAGCGGCAUCCUCAGGGGGAAGCCGGGCAGCUGCUGACUCCAGGCUGAAGCCAGAGGCCCCGCUGGCGAAGGGCCCGAGUGCUGGCUCCCAGAAGGACCAGGUGGACAGGCCGGCAGCAUGGAGGAGCCACCUGAAGCCCGUGGCGAAGAAGCAGCCGGCUGAGAGGGCCCCGGAGCUGAUGGAGCCGCGGGUCCUAGGGGAGCCGAGGGCAGGGGCUGUGCCCCAGAAGGUCCCUGGGAGUUCCGAGGGGGGCGUCUGCAUCACCCUGACCCCAGUGCGGCCCAACAGGACACCGGGCCCUGCUGGCCCCCAGUCCAGCCUCUCAGGUAGUUCCCAUCAGCCCUGCACCCCCUCUUCCCGCCUGGCCUUGAGCGGCCGCUGGCCCCGGGCUGUGCCGAGGAUCCUGCCCGCGCUGCUGGACGGGGCUGCCUGGCUGCGGGGUCGGGGCUCGGCUGACACUGCUGUCCCCACAGAGGCUCUGAAGUCCCCCCAGGACCGGCAGCGGGAGCAGGACCUGCUGACUCAGUACGUGAGCACCGUGAACGACCGCAGCGACAUCAUCGACUUCCUGGUCCGGGGCCUGCGGCCUGAGCUGAAGGACAUUGAGCAGAGGCCCGUGGCCAAGGCCUGGCUGUGCAGAAUCGGGGGCCGGGCAGGCAUCGGCUGCAGCAGGAAGGGGGUCGGGACAGAAGGUGGAGGGGCAGCCACGCGGGGAGCAGCCCUUCAAGGAACUGGUGGU